This is a messenger RNA of Cheilinus undulatus (humphead wrasse), 6775 nucleotides long. It is a transcript of the gene camsap3, whose product is annotated as calmodulin regulated spectrin-associated protein family, member 3. NCBI's taxonomy places the organism in Eukaryota, Metazoa, Chordata, Actinopteri, Labriformes, Labridae. The record is from RefSeq and is a predicted model, not a curated record. Gene Ontology annotation, cellular component: microtubule minus-end. Gene Ontology annotation, molecular function: microtubule minus-end binding; spectrin binding; calmodulin binding. The coding region runs from base 353 to 4729 and encodes 1458 amino acids. Gene Ontology annotation, biological process: negative regulation of microtubule depolymerization; neuron projection development; cytoplasmic microtubule organization. The transcript has 18 exons.
CUCAGUGGAGCUGCGUACAGUGGACUGAGCACACAGCAAUGCGGACUAAGAAGGGCACAAACGAGGGGAAUAGUCCUAUUUUCUGUGAGAACCCGGUGUAUUGGGGCUUUGCUUGGCCUCAAAGAAUAAUUGAACAGGGGUUUUGUCGCUAAUACUCCUCAGAAAAGGACAUUAACAGGAUUGUAUGCAGCUCCGGGCCGGAUAUUGUCCGGACAAAAUCCCUACUCACAGUUCGGAUUCACAACCCUAGUUGUCGUAUGGAAUCGUCGGCUUAGAGAAUGAGUGUUUGAAUAUUUUUAUACUUUUUGUAGCCUUUUGUGCCAGCAUCCCUUCUAUUUUUAACAGACUCGCUAUGGGGGACUCCCCUACCAUGAGGAAGACUUUUGUAGUUCCAGACAUAAAGCCAUUGGAUUUGUAUGACUGUACUAAAGCAAAAAUAUGCGCAAGUGUCGGAUGGCUACUGGCGAAGUCCUACGGGAGUGCAGAGAAUGUACCUGCAGAGCUGCGUGACCCCUUCUACUGUGACCAGUAUGAGCAGGAGCACCUUAAACCACCAGUCACACGCCUCCUGCAGUCCUCAGAGCUCUACUGCCGCACCUACAGCCUAAUACAGGGUGGCACUGGAGUUGAGACACAGCCCAAAGACAAUGCUGCCCUGGUGCAGCUCCUCACUCAGAGAGGCCUUCUCUCCAAAGAACAGGAUACACCAGUGACUGACGCAGAUCUUCAGCAUAAACCCAUCAAAAUGAGUGCUCACCUGGCAGUGAUAGAUGCCCUGAUGGCUGUGGGAGCCAUGGAGACGGUGACCACGGUGAAGUCAUGUAGUUCUGCAAAGCUACUGGGUGGAGCAUCCAGCUGGGAGGAUGCUUUGCUUCACUGGGUUAACGAGUUAAACCAGAAGUUGAGUGAAAGUAAUGAAGCAGCCCAGAAUGACACAUCUCAGGCCAUUACAGAGCCCCAACCGGUUCAACCCUCGUGUCCUACUCGCUGGUACUGGAAACUUGUUCCUCUUCGCUACAGGAAGGAUAAAAUUCAGUCCAAACAAAAGCCAAUUUUUCCGGUGGUGAAUGAAGUCAAAGACCUGUCCAGUGGUUGUGCUGUUGCUGCAGUCAUACACUACUAUUGCCCUGGCCUGCUUAGACUUGAAGAUGUUUGUAUGAAGGACUCCAUGUCUGUAGCAGACAGCUUGUACAACCUGCAGUUCAUCAAGGAAUUCUGUGACAGCUGUCUAAGAAGCUGCUGUCACUUAGCACUAGAGGACAUGCUGUAUGCUCCACCAGAACUUCAGCUGAACUUGCUGAGUUUCCUAGCCGAGCUGCUCAGCUGGUUUGAAGUUCAAAAGCCAGAAUUUGUUCAGCCGAUAGACACAUUAUCUGGAUCCACAUCAGUAACACCAAGUAGCUUGAGUGGCAACAGUACCUCUCCUUCUAUCUUCAAGAAGCCUUUCCUCCCCAUCUCCUCUCCUGCAUCAGGAUCUUUGACUCAGUCUACCUCAAUGUCUCAUAUAGAAGGAGUUGGAAAAACAUGGAGCAAGAGACCUCUCAGCCGCCCCUUGUCAGCAGUGUCCUUCAGCAUUCCUUUUGGCCUGGAUAGUGAUGUGGAUAUUGUAAUGGGCAACCCUGUAAUAACCCGCUCUGUGAGCUCAGACCAACUCAACCCAGCAGGCCAAAAUAUGACCCGGGUACCCUUUACCCCCCCUGAAGACCUGAGCCAUUUGCUGAGCAAACCCCCUGGCCCUAAUGGUCCACAGAGAGCUUCCUGGGCUACCCAAACACCAAGUAUUCCACGCUUGGCAGAAGAGAAUGGCCUUGUAGCAAGUGAAACAGGAGAACUGCCCACCAUAGAAGAGGCUCUUCAAAUCAUCCACAAUGAGAGCAAGAUGGAGCCUCGCCUACACCCUGAUGGUGCUCCUGAUGGCUUCUACCUCCACUCUCCUGAUGACCCUGCUAGUUCAAGGCAUAAAAACAACUUGGCGCCAAUCAGCUGCUCUGCCCCUACACGCUCAGGAAUGAUGUACAGGCCCGCAGGAGAGUCCAGGGAGCCCACUCGUACCAGAAAUGCCUCUGAAUGUUCACGGGAUGAUGACUCAGUCCUGAGAGAUGGAAGUGUAGACUCUGAUGCAUCAGAAGACCUUCCCAAGGCCCAGUCCACUCCAUCCACACCGGCUGCUGGUUCACAGUCCUCCAGCGGCCAAGGCAAAGAGACAUCUGACAGUGGAGUGAAGAUGACCAGCUUUGCAGAACGCAAGAAGAAACAGAUCAUAGAUUCACCCAAAGCCAGUGACCCCUCUACCCCUCAGAUGACUACAUGGGCACAAAAGUCUGAAGAAAGCCCAAACAAGAGCCCACAACUUAAUAAUGAAAUGUCUGAGCUUGGGGUUAGGCUUGAGGAAAAGCGUAAGGCUAUUGAAGCCCAGAAGAAACGCAUUGAGGCAAUUUUUGCAAAACACAGGCAAAGACUUGGAAAGAGUGCCUUUCUUCAGUUAAAAAAAGAGCAGCAAGAAGAUGAGGGCAAGGAGGACGGAGGGAAUGGCCAGACCAGCACCUCAUCCACGGAAGAAGACUUGUCUCGUUUGACACUAGAGGAGAGGUUAGCUCGAAUGGAGGAAGAAGAGCAACAAGAGCAAGAUGAACAGCGCCCUUCAGUGGAGGAUGAGGGCAAUAUCAAAGGAGGGCCUAUUAUGAAGAAACCUGUCAGUCACUCCAAAGAAAAGGCAGGAACACCAGGAGACAAGGGCCCUGGGACACCAGGGGAGAAAAUGGUAGCUCCAUUAGGGGACUAUAAUAAUGCUGUAUCCAAACUGACUGCAGCUCUUAGCUCCUUGCAGAAUGAUAUGCAGCGACUAACUGAACAGCAAAACCAGUUAAUGAAGAAAAAAGCUACAGCUUCCAGCAACAAAUCAUGGGUCAUUCCAGCCAGCCCUAAAACCUCCAUGCCAGCCCCUCCCCAUGCACGCAUAUCAAGGGAAUCCACCCGAGAUUUAAAUUCAACUUCCUCUUCUCCAUCUCCAUCCCGCAAAAUUACAGACCACACCACUCCUCCUAAAUCUCCUCGAGUCCAGCGUAGAGCCCAAUCUGUGCCCCCCAAAAGCCCCAAACACCACCAACACAGUCGACCUUUGGAUUUAAAGACUCCAACCCUGACAAGGGUUCUCAAUCCACCACAAAAUGUUGACCGCAUUCCGCACCUUCGUCGCAUAAAUCCAUGGCAAUCCCAAGUUCAGACCUCAUCGUCGUUCUCCAUCGGUGACUCUGAAAGCCUGGAUGACCUGCGUUCAACUGGGCCAUCUCCUUUGACGACGCCUACACUUACCCCUGUACCAACGCCUAUCCCAACUCUGCGUCCUGCAGCCGAUGACGCAUUGUCAGAGGUGGGCUCCAUUGAUGAUCACAGCAUAUUUAGCAUGGACUUAGAGACAGGGCCUUCACACAGUCCUGCAGCUAGGAAGGAAGAGAUUUCAGGUGGAGGCAGCAGUUCUGGUGCAGCAUCAGAGUGCUCCUUUGAGAGUGAUGCCCCUGCAGGGCUGCUAAAUGGCAAACGCAGUAGCCUGAUAGAGAUCUCACUGUCUGCUCUGCGGGGUGACGGGGAAGAGGAUGACCAAGUACCUGAUGUGUUCUCUGACGCAAUGAGUGACCGGACAGAGCAGGACUUGAGAGGAGGAGUUGGUUUCUUUUUCAAGGAUGACAAGGAGCGCCCAGAAGAUGAGAUGGCCCAGCGAAGAGCAGCUUUGCUGGAGAAACAACAAAAGAGAGCAGAGGAGAUGAAAAGGCGAAAACUUGAGCAGGAAAAAGAAAAAGAAUCUAACAAGCCUCAGUGGAUGAUUAUCGAAGGCUGGGGGAAUAAAGGUGAGGAGAGACCCCAGACUCCAGGUACGCCUCCACCUUCACGCACUCCUCCGCCAGAGGGAACUCCUCAGCGCAGAGGAGACUUCACAAGACAGGAGUAUGAGAGGAGGCAGCAGCUAAAGAUCAUGGAAGACUUGGACAAGGUGUUGAGACAGAAACCCACCACAGUUCGUGGUGUCAAGAAGCAGAGACCUAAGACAGUGUUCAGGGAUGACUCUGUCCUCUCUCAUAGCCCUGCUAAAGGAUUCAUGGGAACAAGGCUGAACAAGGUUUACUCCCACUCAACCAUGAACCUGUCAUCCAUGACCAAUGACUCAGGAGGUCUUACCGUCAGGAAGUCUCCCAGCCGUUCACAUUCUCCUUCCCGGUUAAGGUCACCAGGACGAAUGAGUGCUCAGAAUGGGGAGAAAGACUGGGAGAAUGGCUCCACUAUUUCCUCCCCUGCUUCAAUCCCCGAAUACACAGGGCCAAAGCUCUACAAGGAGCCUAGCUUUAAGUCAAACAAAUUCAUCAUCCAUAAUGCGAUCACUCGCUGCUGCCUGGCCGGCAAGGUUAAUGAACCACAGAAAAACAAGAUUGUAGAGGAAAUGGAGAAAAGCACUGCCAACCACUUCCUUAUCCUAUUCAGAGAUGCAAGCUGCCAGUUCAGAGCAGUUUACACCAUGAACCCUGAAACAGAGGAGAUGGUACGGCUCACUGGGAUUGGCCCCAGGAUCAUCUCACCUGAAAUGGUUGAAUCCAUUUACAAGUACAGCUCUGAUCGCAAGCAGUUCACUGUCAUCCCGUCCAAAACCAUGUCCAUGAGUGUGGACGCCUUUACUAUCCCUGGUCAUUUUUGGCAAAAGCGCCCAGGAACUCCCAAGAAGCUUGGUACCCCAAAAUAAAGUCAUCCCCAGGAUGUGGUAGGGAUAUUACCAUUCAGGGAACUCUCUCCUCUGCUACUUUGGCCAGUGAGGCAUUUGAGAUUGUUUCUUACUCGGUUAGACUAGAACGCAUGACCACUUAGACUUUUGGCCAGCUUUCAACUUUGGACUACAAGAGUGAUCUGGUCAUCUCACCAUGCCAAGAGAAAAGACAAGUCAAUAACUCAUUCAGCCAGUCUAUUACCUUAUUUUGUCUCAUAAGAGCUACUGUUUGGCUCUGCCUGGUCCACCCAGAUUGUAAUAUGUAAUACAACAGAUUGUGUUGUGAUGAAGAAUUCUCUUUACCUAGCACCCUGCCUCUUCUUGUCUUGCCUUACCCUGCCCUCUGAGUCAUUUUUGACUCUUUAGUUGAAAGUAAGAGGGGACAAUCUUACUGCCCUUGCCCACACACCACUUUUUUUGGCCAGAGCAGUUCUUGACCCUCUAAAUUCUGCUUGCUUUUCCUUUUGCUGCCUUUUUUCUACUUCCAGGGCUAAACUCUCUCCACAAUCUACUGAGUUGAAUAGCUCACCUCUCAGUCCUGAUGGGAGAUCUUGGCUGAAGGUUAAUGGCAGGUAAUGCUGCACUCAUAUGAAUGUAAGGCACACUAACCACUCAUUCCAUUCAGGUUUAUUUCUAUAAAAUCCCCAGUGGUAGUUUCUCUGCGGGCUGCUCUGAGGGAGGCUUCUGUGGUGGUCAGUGGACCUGCACACCAAGAAACUGCUCAUGCACCCUUAGUUUGUAAAUUCCACUCCAUUCCAACUCCUUCAGCUGUAGACAUCUGGAUGUUUUUUAUACUUUUUUUGAAAUGUUUUUUGCUGGACAAAUCACUUCAGCACUUGAGAGCUGAAAAAAAGAAUGAAAUUCAUGUGACUUUUUCCUCCUCACCUGCUUUCUCAUUUUGAACGUGAUAAAUUAAAACAGUACCUAAGCUUAUCUUGAAAAUAAUACUGGAAACAUGAAGGAGGGCUUUAUCCUAUUUAUCAUGACGUGGAUACAGCUCUUUGUGAAAUUUAUGAUCAAUGCUGAUUUAAGAUAUAUGCUGAAUGCUGAUUACUUUGAUUUUUUUUUUCAAUUAUUUGUAAAAAAGUAAGAUGAACUUUGUUAGCUACUAAUAAGCUAGCCUGCUGCUUAAGCAUUAGUGAGAUGGAUGUUUGAAAUGAGAACGAGUGAAUGAAAAUGAAAAUUCUUGAACAGGUGAAAAUUGCUGAAACCUCUGCCUGGGAUUAAUAAAUCCUCUGGGUCACAAAAAUCUGUUUCCUAUUAUGUUAUUUCCUGUUUGUGUGCUGGCAUUUACACAGUAAGUUUACUGAAGGAUCAUUUGACUGCCCUCAUCUUUGCCACAGUCUCUCGUGACUUCUUUGCGGAUGAAUGUAGAAUGCCAUGCUCUUUUUGCAAGUGUGUCCCUGGAUUUUGAAACACUUGACCCUGCAAAUGCUUGUGAUCAGGUCAAUACCACCACAUAAUCAGUGGGAAUUUGACCUCUAUCCCUACCUUUGCAGUCUUUAGCACUAUAGCAGCUGCCAUGGUUCAGCUGUGUUCUUUCAAAUCACAGACUGCCUCUGACAAAUGUGUUGUUUGAUUGAGAUUCAAUUACAGAUGUAAAAAAAAACGUAGCAGCAUUUAGGAAAACUGGUUGGAUUAUUGAUUAAAAGUAUGAGUGGAGGAGUGCAUAUGGAAUUACUGGAUAUUUGUAUUUAUGUGUUUGUAAAGAGUAGUAUGAGGUAGUAAGACACUAUAUUUUGAUUCUGUGCAAUUCUCCCUUGGAAUUUUCCACUACCCAGAGGUGUAUUUAUUUGGUUUGAGUUAGAUGGUGCAUUUGAUGUUUAGUUACAGGUCCUCCUUCUGUCUUUUUUGGUUGAGGUUGUAAAUCAUUCAUUCAUUUCAUAGAAGUUGUCAUAACAUUUAUGUUGUUUUCUUUCUCUUAUGUUGUCAAAUCUGUGCCAGCACGUUGUGUAUGUUCAUUUCAUAAACGUUGACUACCGUUGGUAUCUGGACCAGACAAAUAAAAACCCUUUUAAAUCAUCA